CUUGAGGACGACGCAAGCGUCUCCAUACGUAGUUGGAGACGCGAUUAGAUACGAGAUUCGACAUCUCAAAACUUUGUUGUCCUUGUUGUUUACUUCCAGAAGCCGAGUCGUCAUCUGCGGAGUACUUGUUCUGGCAAUUCUUUCCGUCGUCAUCGUCAUGAGAGUGAUAAUCGUCCUCGGACAAGAUAAUGGUUCCUUCUUCGACUCGAUUACGAACGCAACUAUCGCCAGCACGCGCAAAUACGCACCUGAUCACCACCAGCACACCAGCACCACCCCGACGACUGUUCCAGCCCCGACGACGACGACGAAUGGUCCCCUAACCGACGCUGAACUGACUAAGCUGGCUGAAACGCGACCCAUCACGGUUCUCUUCGUCGGUGAUCUCAGCUUUAGCUCCAUAUCAAAAGAACAGUUCAUGAUAUACGCACAAAGCCAGCUUAAUGUGAUGAAUGCAGCUUUUGCAAAUGUCAACAUCAAGCUCAAGAUGAAAGUGCACGACACCUAUGUGAUGACUGCUGAUCAGGACAGGACCCACCUUCCGAAGAUACCGGGUCAAAGCUUGCCAAUCGUAAAAGCAACGAAAACCAUGGAUUUACUUCGCACAAAAGUUGCCGAAUACCCUGGGGGAAAUGAGUCUGACAUGGUGUUCGUAUUAACGAGAAGUUUUCUCCUAAACGACAACAAUAAGGUUGCUUCAAACUACUUCCACGAUCGAACUGGAGUUUGUGGGGGACGCUUCAAGGCAAUGCUCUUCAAAGACGGUCCCUUCUCCUAUCUCGCUGCAGGUACCAUGUGGAGUGUUAUUCUGAGAAGGAUGGCGAAGCCAGACGGAUGUAAAAUGGAGGAACGCUAUCGGUGCUACAACCAACUAAUUCCUACAUACAAGGAAGACUUGAACGCAAGCCUUUGCUACACAACCAGCAACACGGCAAAGGCACCCACGUUUUCGGGCGUAGUUGGCUUCGACAUGAAUAAAUUCUGUAAGGAGACGGCUGGUGGCAUUCUAGUACAAGCGGGCACAGACUUUAAAGUGGAUGAACAUUGCAUCACCUCGUGUGGCGUGACAGGGAUGACUAUUGAGACUUGCUUCCUUGGUCCAUGCGGGGCGACGCACGUUUCUGGACAAGGACAAGGAUGCUUCGACGAGGACAAGAUGCUGUGCUUCGACCAGACGUGUGGAAAGAAAUACAGCGAGGUAAAAGCACUGUCCCGUCGCAACUGGCACCUACCAGACAGUUAUUACGAUGAAGACGCUGCCUGUGCUAAACAUCCUUGACGUGGCGUUCCGUGGGCCACAAGUCCUCCAAUAACGUGUGUGGUGUAUUGCUUUGGUUCAGCCAAGUGACUCGAUUAACGUGCUCAAUAUUCGCGCUAGUGUUACAUAUAUCACUCAUAAUUGUGACUCAGACGUGUGAUUGAAUCAUGUGACUCUAUAACAUAUCUUCACCACUGAACUUUUGCUUGGUAAUUAUUGCAAUUGUGCUAUGAGCUGUAAAAGUGCGAUAUAAGUGCUACAACGUCAGAUUGCGUAAAAUGGGAUGCGACUGCGAACAAGGCUUAUUGUUGGAUGGCGAUUCUAUCAUACGCUAAACGAGUCCUAUCAAACUCGUUUUCUAAAUGUCGGUUAUUUGAAUCCUUUUAACUUUGAGUGACAAUUGUCUAGUAGUCAUGAUUUUUGGUCCUGCAACUUUUAGGUGAGUUUUCGUACAUCGUAAGCAUCGUAUUCGCGUUCGUAAGGGAUAGCGUUGGCGAUUCUGCGGCAAUAGAUAAAUAGAGCUUUGCGCAUUGCGCAGACCCUCCAUGCUCUUCAGUACUUACGCAAAGGUGCGUAAGAUAUAUUAAAUCACACUAAUAGCUCGUACGCAAGAAACAACGGACUUGCCGUGAUAACCGUGAAGUUUACAUAAACGCAUUCUCGUUUCAAUACAUAUUUGUGAUCAUAUACUACUGAGUGUGGUACAGUACAUAGAUGGAACGCGCUUAAUUGUGACGUCAAAGUGGAAAGGAUGUCAUCAGUUCAAAUGAAAGCAGAAAGAACAUCACGCCACGUCAUUGAAUGCUACAGAAAAUAAUGGAUAGAACGU
This is a messenger RNA of Ornithodoros turicata, 2087 nucleotides long. RefSeq lists its product as uncharacterized. The transcript is spliced from 12 exons. NCBI's taxonomy places the organism in Eukaryota, Metazoa, Arthropoda, Arachnida, Ixodida, Argasidae. The record is from RefSeq and is a predicted model, not a curated record. The coding region runs from base 158 to 1279 and encodes 373 amino acids.